AUGGACUGGAGGGACGAGCGGAUCAAGCAGCUGGAGGCCGAAGUGGUCCGCUUGAAGUGCUUUCGUAUCGAUAGCGAUUCACCGGCUGCCUGUUUUGCGACCAAUGCAGACAGUGUCAAAGUCGCAACCGUCAAAGGUGAGAUGACAUUAGGUAAACGACGGCGGUAUCCCAGCAAAGCCCAGAUUGUUCGUUAUCGGCGAAGCCUCUCCACUCCAGAUACGCUCACUGCUCUCAAGCCUUCAGAGUCCGAAAUAUUGGGCCGAGCUGUCGAAGCCCUGCAGUGGAAGGAUGCAGAGUGUCGCGAUACGUGGUUCGGCUCUCUUCUGCCUCGCCUAGGCCACAAUCGAGCUUUGGAUCUCGCUGCCAACGCUCUAACCACCGUAACGCGCUUACGCUAUGGUGCUCCCGGUAUCACCAGACAGGCAUGUUAUGAAACUGUUGCAAGGGCUCUGCCUGCGCUGCGAGACUCAAUAAAUUGCGGCAAGGGGAAGCAUGUCGACGAAGUUAUGGCCGCCAUUGCGCUCUUAGCCUCCUUCGAAGCCUUGGCGACGGAACAGACAGUGCCUUCCUCGACACACAUGGACGCCAUGGUCAUGGUUUGUGUGCGAAGAAAGCCGAGUCAUGGGCUCUCCGAUCUUGCGAAGGGUCUACUCGACUACUUUUAUUGCGACAUGUCAAUACGAGCAUGCGUUCGCGGGACGGUCUCGUCACUUGAGCAAGUUGUCCAUGAGCACUACCGCUCACGAACUUCAGCUCCGUUACAUGGCGCCGCUGCGCUGAAGGCUGUCGCGAACGAGCUAGCCAUUCGCCUGCCUAGGCUCAUUGCCAUGGUCCGUGAUGGGUGCGGCCACUCACCAGCCGUAGCAGAUACUUCCGAAACCGCACUACUUGCGAAUGAGCUGCUGGAGCUAGAAGCCAAAGCCGCGGAAAACGACCUUUUGCACCAUGUCGGUCUCGUACCCACGUUCGAUCCCGGAGACGCUGAGGUGAUAGAUUACUCUUUCGACUUCAACUGUAUCGGCGACUUCGAGGCCGCGAUCACCUACUGGCAAUACAGACUCACACUUCUCCGCCUUUGUAUACGACAGAAUCUGCUGAAUCAGACUGCAACGCCUUCUACAACGACGACAUCAGAUUCAAGCACCACAGAUGUUGCACCCGAGGCGCGUCGACUGGCUGCGAACCUGUUCAUGUCAAUUCCUCACGCACGUACGCUAACAUUGCCAAAGCGGAAAAGACUUCUUGCUCACAGUAUUGUCGUGCUGUGGGGUGCGAUUGAGGACAUUCCAGGCGCUCGACCGACAGAUUGUGAAAGCGCAGUGGUAAAAGGAUGGCUGCUGUGGCAUGUCAACGAUGCGCUGUUUGCAAAGCAUAACCCUACAUCAGAUCUCGACAUGGAUAGAGCGGCUGAGCUAUUCAUGGGAGGUCCGCUCGUUGGCAGAUACGCUGACUUGUUUCGUCAGCCAGGUUGA
Messenger RNA from Baudoinia panamericana UAMH 10762, 1473 nucleotides. RefSeq lists its product as uncharacterized. The transcript has a single exon. The record is from RefSeq and is a predicted model, not a curated record. The coding region runs from base 1 to 1473 and encodes 490 amino acids. NCBI's taxonomy places the organism in Eukaryota, Fungi, Ascomycota, Dothideomycetes, Mycosphaerellales, Teratosphaeriaceae.